AUGGCUGGUGAUGCAGCUUUUCCCUCUACCACUUGCAUGAUGAUCCUCUUCUUCUCUUUGCUCUUGGCCUUUCAUUUUGCUAUGGCCGUCCCUGAACGCAGCUUAUCCACUUCAACUUCCAUAAAAGAUGGUGCAAAGAAGAGAAACAACAUGGUAGCAGCUUCAGCUAGAGAAGGAAACUCACAAAAUCUCAAGAAGAAAAUCACACCAAAACAAACUACCAAACAAGAUCUCUCGAAGGACCCUGAAAGAGGAAGAUCUCGUGCUCCAAGGCCUUCAAUGGAAUGGAAAAACAAGAUCUUCAAUGCUAAUGAACAUGAAGUGCCUAGUGGUCCAAACCCCAUUUCAAACAGUUCUGUUCAUAUUGUUGUCAUGAAACUGAACCACACGUACCAAUCAUUUAAACACGAGGAUAUGUGUACAUGA
This is a messenger RNA of Sphenostylis stenocarpa, 426 nucleotides long. NCBI's taxonomy places the organism in Eukaryota, Viridiplantae, Streptophyta, Magnoliopsida, Fabales, Fabaceae. The record is from the annotation of a GenBank genome assembly.